This is a messenger RNA of Mugil cephalus (flathead mullet), 1730 nucleotides long. RefSeq names its product single-stranded DNA binding protein 1 (gene ssbp1). The record is from RefSeq and is a predicted model, not a curated record. Gene Ontology annotation, cellular component: mitochondrial nucleoid. Gene Ontology annotation, molecular function: single-stranded DNA binding. The transcript has 7 exons. Gene Ontology annotation, biological process: positive regulation of helicase activity; mitochondrial DNA replication. Lineage: Eukaryota; Metazoa; Chordata; Actinopteri; Mugiliformes; Mugilidae. The coding region runs from base 127 to 570 and encodes 147 amino acids.
GCGGAACCUUGACGAGCUGCCGCGGAACGUCGGACUCGUGUCGGGGACGGACCGGAAGCGGCGUGAGGUUGUCGAAGUCCAUUCUGCACCUGGUCUUGUGUUGCUGUUUGUCGUCACUCAGAGAAGAUGUUUAGAAGUGCCUCAGUUCAGAUCUUCAGACAGCUGGUGAGACACCAGAGCUCAGACGCCAGCCUCAUCCUGGAACGAUCGAUGAACCGCGUGCAGCUCCUAGGACGAGUCGGUCAGGACCCGGUGAUGAGACAGGUGGACGGACGGAACCCCGUCACAAUCUUCUCCAUGGCAACCAACGAGAUGUGGCGCUCCGGAGACGGAGAGAUGAGCCAGACAGGUGACAUCAGCCAGAAGACGACGUGGCAUCGCGUGUCCGUCUUCAAACCUGGUCUGAGAGAAGUGGCGUACCAGUACGUCAAGAAAGGGUCGAGGAUCCUCGUGGAGGGAAAACUGGACUACGGAGAGUACGUGGACAAGAACCAAGUCAGACGUCAAGCCACCACCAUCAUCGCAGACAGCAUCAUUUUCCUGAGCGACAACAAAGCAGAAGGAAUGUGAGCGACGUUCCCAAACUUCCUUUUUUUUUUCUUUUUUUUUUUUGUAUUUUCUUUUUUUUGUAGAUAAGAUGAGACUUGAGGAUGUGUUUUGACCUGGAGGGAAGAAGAAGAAGAAGAAGAAGAAGAAGAAGAAGAGGAGCUGUCAUCAUGUUUGCUGCCUCCUGCUGGUGGAAAAGAAAACUGCGGGAGGAGCAAAAACAACUGUACAUAACAGUUAUGAAUAUAUAUAUAUAUAUUAACUCUUUUUGUGUGUGUGUGUGUGUGCACUUAAGUCUCAUGUUUAAAAGGAAUGAAAAUUGCUUAUAUUUGAAAUCACAAACAGUGUCGUUAUAGUUCCUGUAGUUCAUCAUGUUGGUGAAGGUGAAGAGUUCAGGUAUUGUUAAAUGAUAAUCAGUGUUUUGCUCAAAGCUGCAAAAAUAUCCUCUUUAUUUCUAGCAGUUGAAGUUAACUUCAUGUGUUAAAUAAAAGCUGACUGGAUUAUCUAAAAUAACACACACACAGAUGAAAACACAGGUUUUAUAUUUAAAACUGAGGACUUUGCACCGAGCGUUUGCAAUAAAUUUAACCAAAUGAUGUGUGAGCAGCUUCGGGUUUGACGGAGAACUUUGUUUUGAUGUUUAUUAGAGCUGAAAGUUGUCUUGUCUUAACUUGCUAACGUGCUUUUGACUUCCUGAAACUGACAGAUCCCUCUUUGCAAAAUUAGCUAAAACUCAUCCGUUGAUCUCAUUUACAAACCGUUUCCUUCAAGAAAUAAACGUAUGUAGUCGUGUAAUUUGCGGUGGAGGAGCCAGAUGUUUUUCUUGCAGGUAUUUUUUCGUGUUUUAAGGAGAGAAAAGUGCAAACUGAAACCAGGGUGUUGGAUUUAGAGGAAGCCGCCGACGUUAGAUCGAGUUUCAUUUGUCCUGCUUUUUCAUUUCCUGUUUAAUUCCACUGAAUUGAGUUGCAUUUUUUUUUUUUUCUCAUGUCUGUUUUUUAUUCGCUCUUAUUUCUGCCCUGUCACUGUCCUCGUCAGCUGUUAUCGCACUUAAAUCUGUUUGUCAUUUCCUUCCUCAACUGGCUGGUUGCUUUGAGGUUAACAUCUGAUGGUUAAUUCCUCUGUAGAAGUUGCCAUAAUAGACUCUUAUUUUUCCCACAAAAUAAAAAUAAAAAAGCUAAACACUC